Messenger RNA from Bactrocera latifrons, 1901 nucleotides. RefSeq lists its product as uncharacterized. Lineage: Eukaryota; Metazoa; Arthropoda; Insecta; Diptera; Tephritidae. Bases 1 to 1785 code for a protein of 594 amino acids. The transcript is spliced from 4 exons. The record is from RefSeq and is a predicted model, not a curated record.
AUGUAUAUUCAACGCAAAAUGCGCAACACCAGUUUAUUGCUCAUCUUCAGCGUGUGCUUUGGUCUGACCCUGGUCGCAGUUACAUUUCAGCAAACGGAGGCGCUGCGCCGCAUCAAGCGCGGCUCUAGCGUCUCCCAAAACAAAACCAAGCUCUCCAGUGACCUUCUGUCGGAUAUACACAACACUUCAACCGACGUGCAUUUUAGCGGACAUUCCACGACUACCCUAGACAAUCGAGAAGGCAUAAAAAGCCACAAUGAGCACACCUGGGCCAAGAAAGCUGUGGCCGCUGUUGAGCACGCCAUCGAUCAAGCCUUUGCUUCACUCAGCCACAAGUCCGACGCCGAAAAGACGAAGAGGACCGCUCACAAUACCAGCAAGCCCAAAGAUGGCAGCAUCGCCAGCCACGAUGUGCACAUGACUGCUCUAUCGCAUCUGCUAGCUAAACGAGGCAUCGGCUCACGCAUUUUCGAAGACAUGCAGCGCGAGGCUGAAUUCGCUUCCGGCGAAGGCCCCGCAGAAGUACUCAUCAUUGACAAUGGCUUCCAACCGAUAAUGGGCAUGCAGCACGGCAUCAACUCUUAUGCAUUGCAUCAACCAAACUUACGAAACGUCGGCAGUAACCUCAAGCACUUGGCCGAGAUUAGCAAGGAGUCCAAGUUAAACAAUCAGCAUGGUCCAAAACUAACUUCUUACACCUCCGACAUAGGUGCCGACGUUCUGGCUAUUAAGCACAGCAACAAUAACGGGAUUAGUGAGUUGAAUGGAAACAAAGGAGUUGAUGUGGCCAAGAACAAAAAGCGCAGUGAUAACAAUGAUAAUGACAGCAGAGGCGAGUACAAAACGGUCGACAACCACAGGCGGAACAAUGACCAUGUGACGCUCACAAUUGGGGAGCACAAUAGCAUUAACAACAACAACGACCAUAUUAAAAGUAACAAUGAUGAGCUUAUCGCCGGCAAAAGUCAUUCCACCAAUACUCUACAACAACACAGUCAACAAUUGCAGCCGCAAAAACUACAAGAACAACCGUUGGAAAACAGGAAUUCAUUUCCUUCGUUAUUGUCGCAUUCGCAGAAGUCGGUCGAAAGCAUAGGAGCGCCGAACAAAUUGCAGGAGGAAUCAGAGGGACUACAACAACGAAAGAAGCACGAAAACGACAAAUCAGUGGCGGUUGGAGACACACACAAUGUACAGCAAGCGACCGCAUUGGCAACACCACACCAACAGCAAGGGCAAUUCGAUAAACAUUCCAACGGGAAAAUGCUGCCGAUGGAAAGCUUUCUCAAGUUCGCAAAUAUGAUGCUUUAUAAAAUGGGAGUCGAUGGUAUUCCAAUGCAUGCGCAGGGUGCACAACUCGCUGUAAGCGGCAAUCCAACAACAUCUGUCAUAAGCAUUGGCCCAAUUGUGGAUGGUGCUGAAGAGGCAGGUGCUAUGGAUUACCUGUACAACCCAUUUGAACCCCAACUAAACCUUUUACGCAACCCAGGAUCGUUCAUCGCUCCAACUACCCUAAUGGGAGGCUCUACCAAUACGGCUUUAGUCUCGCGUCCCUACUUGCUGCCCCCAUACAGCUUAGCGAGUUCUAACCAACCUAUCAACUUUAUCGAGAAUGCUUUAGAUCUACUGUUAAAUGCCGAAGAGGAAGGAAAUGAUGAAAUGGAAUUAUUUUGCCCCAUACAUCACCCGAAAAAGAAGUCCAGCGAUGGCAAUGUAGAUGGAAAAGACAAGGAUGGCGUUAUCCAAGUAUGUUCGUGUCGCUUCUUCAAAAAGAACAAAAACUAACGCUGCUCACAUAAAUGCACUUCUGAUGUGAAUAUAUUUUAUAUGAGGCUUUCGUUCAGAUCCUCAACAUUCAAUUCGAUGCAAUAAAUACAUAUAUUUGUUCUUUAUAUUUAAAA